AUGCUCGGAGCAUUCACCGACAAGUCGCGAUCGAACGUGACUAGUUUCAAGAGCGGCCUCAAGCGCCUCACCUCGGAGCGCUCGUGGCAUGACACAUGGGACCGUCGGACCACCAAGGAGGUGUCGAUCGUCGACUCUGAGUCAGACCAACACGACCCGGUGUCAAACCAGUCGCGCGUUCGUCUCGGCAACUCAGACCUGCUGCAGCUGGCCCGCGACGCGACCGACAAGGUGGACUUCCGCCGACUCACGAACCGCCAGGCCUCGCUGAGCAACUGGAAGGUGAAGGCCGUGGCCAACGGCUUCACGGCGUUCUCGCAUGGUGACGGACUCGAGGCGGCCCAGGAGGUCAUGACGACGGGCGAGAUGAAGGCGAGUCUUAACGAGCUGGCCUUCAUCCUCAGCACGACCACUGACAGCGACCACGACAUGGUCAUGCGCAGCCUGUACAAGGACUACAUCCACGGCGCCGUGGUGCACGCGGUCGACGGGUCAUUGGACGCGUCCUCGGUCUCGGCCUGCAAGUCAGACAUUGAGUCCAAGUUGGCAGUCAAGACCAGCGCCUUCGAGCGCUCGCGCAUGUUCAAGAACCACGAGCAGUGGUGCUACCUCGAGUACUUUGAGAAGAAGAGCAGCGCGGACGCCUUCACGGUGACGCUCACCUCCAUCCCUGAGAAGGAGCUGCUGGCCGGCAAGAUGAAAGCCGACCGCAUUGACGAGCUGCCUGACUUGACGGCCGCCUACCUCAUCGAGAAGAUCCCGUCCAGCAACUCCGUUCGUGUUGUCUUUUUCGCCCAGGCGUCUCUGGAGGACGGGCCUCAGUUCGACCCGACGCAGACUGAGCUAACCAUGAGCCACAGCCUUGGCGGCGACGGAAGCCGCAACAACCUGGUCGUUCGCUCCAAGAAGCGGCAAAAACGCCUGAUGCGCCUUGCCGCUGGUGCCAGCCAGUUGCCUGAAGUCGUUCGUCGUCGCCGCUUUGGCACGCAGCCACUCGCAGACUGCUCUGCAUUUGAGGCCAAGAACUCCCGCUGCACUUGCUGCGCCAAGUCGCUGCGCCUGCUCACCCGCAAAAAGCGCUGCCACAUCUGCGGAUACAUGAUCUGCCACCAGUGCUGGAGCAUCCACUCGAUGGAGACCCCGGAUGGUCGUGUGUCCUCGGUUCGCGCCUGCACUCGCUGCGUCGAGUUCGUGACCAACGGAGACUACUCGCGUGUCGACCAGAACAAACGCGGACGCCUUGAGAUCGUCCCUGACUCGGGGUUGGCCGGCCUCCCGGCGCAGGAGCCUCCUGGAAAGGCCCUGACCAACUUCCUGCACGAUGCGCUCCAGAACUCAACGGGCAGCAAACGCAAGUCCGUAAUGUCGGUGAUUCGGCACCUGAUGAACCAGGAGAAGGAGGACGCGGAAACCCGCUCCGAGUGCUCUUCUGUCACGUCGUCGAUCCGGCUUACGGACGACGAAGCGAAGAAGUACACUGACGCGCUGGACAAGGGAAUGCUGCGCGUCGAGACGGUGCCGCUGGAGGAGUGCGUGGUUGCGAACGCAAACGGCCGCAACUACCCGCUCAAUAUGGCACCCAAUCUGGAGUCAUUCAGCAAGCCGCCGAUGCCCAAGGACGAGCAGGAGCGUAUCAACGCCAUUGAGAAGGGUGGGCUCUCCAAGAUCGAGGACACGGAGGAGCUGGACCUGAUCUGUGAGCUGCUGGCGCGCGAAAUGAAGUGCGCUACGGGUUGUGUGACGCUCAUUAAGGAGGACGAGCAGCACGUGCUGGCAUCAAACGCUGAGCCACUGCGGCAGCUUCACAUGCCGCGUGAACUGUCCUUCUGCCAGCACACGGUCAUGAACGACACGCCGCUGCUGGUGCCCAACCCUGAGGCUGACAUUCGGUUCCAGAACCUGCCUGCAGUGUCUGCGAUGGACAUCAAGUUCUACGUCGGAUUCCCCCUCAAGGACCAGAACGAUCAGGUGGUGGGCUCUGUGUGCUGCUUUGACAGCAACACCCGCGAUGUGACCCAGUCUCAAUACUCGGCGAUGAAGAAACUGGCUGAUACGGCCUCCAAGGUGGUGCAGAUCAAGGGCAAGCAGGCUGCCAAGACGGAGCCCGCGAGUGCCCAGGCGGCGGAGCCUGCAUCUACCCAGGCGUCGGAACCCGCUGCGAUGGAUACCUCGUCAUAAGUAGCAACCAUUUUGUAGGACUUCGUCAUUUAUCAAUCCACUCUUUUGAUGUUC
Messenger RNA from Phytophthora sojae, 2232 nucleotides. RefSeq lists its product as hypothetical. Gene Ontology annotation, molecular function: protein binding. The transcript has a single exon. The coding region runs from base 1 to 2178 and encodes 725 amino acids. The record is from RefSeq and is a predicted model, not a curated record. Lineage: Eukaryota; Oomycota; Peronosporomycetes; Peronosporales; Peronosporaceae.